Populus euphratica (Euphrates poplar) is the source of this 1077-nucleotide messenger RNA. RefSeq lists its product as uncharacterized. The coding region runs from base 311 to 955 and encodes 214 amino acids. The record is from RefSeq and is a predicted model, not a curated record. Gene Ontology annotation, biological process: protein ubiquitination. Gene Ontology annotation, molecular function: zinc ion binding; ubiquitin-protein transferase activity. The transcript is spliced from 7 exons. NCBI's taxonomy places the organism in Eukaryota, Viridiplantae, Streptophyta, Magnoliopsida, Malpighiales, Salicaceae. Gene Ontology annotation, cellular component: membrane.
GAAAUAAAGGCAAAAUCACACAAAAAUGGGAGAUGCUGUAUUGUUUGUUGAUGAUUUGCAGGCUAGCUGUGCAAUGCUGUGUUUUUUGUUGUUUUAAAUAAUUUAAUUUAAAUAAGGGUAGUUUUGGGAUUUGAAGCCCAAUUCCUUGUUUAAAGUCGAUGGAGGCCAGGAAGACAGAGAGGGGAAAAAAACAAGAAGUUCCGAAAAACAGAGAGGAAACCAGAGAGAAUUUUUUUAAAAAUAAAAAAAUAAAAAAAACUAGAAAGGAAGAAGGAAAGAAGAAAGGAAAUAAAGGGAAACUUACACAAAAAUGGGAGAUAUUGUACUGUUUGUGGAUGGUUUGCGAACUAGUUGUGCAAUACCACACUGUAGAAUUUGCCAUGAAGCAGAAUUUGAAAGCUGUAAAAGCUUGGAAGCUCCUUGUGCUUGCUCUGGAACUGUCAAGUUUGCACAUAGAGAGUGCAUACAGAGAUGGUGUCACGAGAAGGGAAACACAAAUUGUGAAAUAUGUCUCCAGAAUUAUGAACCAGGAUACACAGCACCUUCAAAAAAGUGUGAGCUGAUUGAGGCAAUGACGAUUAGAGAUAGUUUGGAAAUUCCAAGAAGAGAACAUGAUCCGGAAAACCAAGAAAUGGAAGCCACAUCUGAAAGAACAACAGCUGACUCUCGGUCUUCUUGCUUCUGGUAUUUGGCUAUAACAAUUACAGCCCUUGUACUUUCGAGACAUCUUUUCGCUGCAAUCACCGGCGGAACAGAGGACUACCCAUUUACACUUGCUACUAUGCUUGUCUUGAGAGCUUGUGGAAUUCUAUUCCCAAUGUAUGUUGUUUUUCGGACACUUGCAGCAAUUCAUAAGAGCAUUCGGUAUCAAUAUCAGGAUUCUGACGAUGAUGACGACGACGAAGAAGAUUACAACUCAAACUAUGACGGUGAUGAGCAACAGCAUUUAGUAUAGGCAUGCUCCUAAUAAAUUUUAUGAUUUCUCUUUUUUUUUGUAUGUGAGCAUUCCGUCAGUGCUCGUCAUGUCAUUAUUCUUCCCCAUUUUCAGGGUAAAAGCGAAGAAUUGAGGUUUUAGAA